This is a messenger RNA of Paramecium sonneborni, 685 nucleotides long. NCBI's taxonomy places the organism in Eukaryota, Ciliophora, Oligohymenophorea, Peniculida, Parameciidae. The record is from the annotation of a GenBank genome assembly.
AUGCUUUUUUUGGGAUUAUAUACCAUCCCGCCCAUUUUUGACCGAAUAUUUAAAAAAUCAUUAUAUCUUUUUUUAAAACCAUUCAAAAACUUGAAUUCUGCAAUACCAAAAUAGUUUAUUAAACUUACAGAUUAUUUUAUAUUCCUUCUUAUUACUCUUUAGUGGCAUCCAAUUAAUUUGAAGAUCUUAGAAACAACAUUAUUGAAAUAAUUCCAUUGAAAAGAGCUGUGGAAACUGCUUUUUUGCCCUUUAAAAUCAUCCCAAAAAAUCAAAAAUAAUUCUAGACCCUCAUUUGCAUAAAAUUUUUCUCUCAGUAGAAGGCUAUAAAAAACUAUGAGGAAUAUCCAUUUAUUGAUUAUGAAAAAUUAUUAUCUAACCAAAAUAUAAAAGAUAUCAAAAUGUGUGGUCUCUUCUAAUUAUUUAUAAUUAAAAUAAUGCAAACCUACUCAAAUAGUAUAUUCAAGAGAUCUAAUAUUGAAGUUAAGCUUGGAUUGAAAGUUCUUGUAAUACUUGAAACUAAAUCCUAUGUAAGUAGAAACCAUUUAGGAAAACAUUAGAAGAGUAACAGAGGGAAAGAAAUACCUCUAAUUUAGAGAACUUUUUGUUUUGUUUCACAUUCAAGAUUCAUACAUGGUUUGACAGAUUAAUUCAUUCAAAAUAUUCGAGAAUUGAUGUUAAUUUUUGA